This is a messenger RNA of Gymnodraco acuticeps, 2428 nucleotides long. It is a transcript of the gene efhb, whose product is annotated as EF-hand domain family, member B. The record is from RefSeq and is a predicted model, not a curated record. The transcript has 13 exons. Gene Ontology annotation, molecular function: calcium ion binding. Bases 142 to 1860 code for a protein of 572 amino acids. NCBI's taxonomy places the organism in Eukaryota, Metazoa, Chordata, Actinopteri, Perciformes, Bathydraconidae.
CUAUUCCUCAGUGCCUGACUGCAGAAUGUGGGGUAACGUUAACUUGCUUAACUAGGAAGUUGAAUACAGUUUGGUUCUAGGUCGAGAAGGAAAAAUACUACAAUUGAAUUGGUUGCUGCUGUAUGUAAAUUGGAGUGAAACAUGACUGACGGAAAUACCUCUCACCAACCGAAAUAUAACGUCAGAGACACAUGUCCAAACAUACCAACGGCCGGGAAACGUAUACCUGAAGGAGACAGGGCUAAAUCCUGUAUGCAAGAAGCGACAAGGCCCCCUACCCCACCAGUGGUAAGGAAGUUCUGCAGCAGCACCCAUCCAGAACCAGGAGCUGUCAGAGUGCACCAAGGAAAGGCAAAUGAUCCAGAUGUUGCCAGUACCCUUGUUCAUGGCAUCAGCACCAAAACUUCCCUCACUGGCAGCAGUGUGCUUUAUCCUCCUCAAAAGACCAUGUUCCAGCAAAAAUUACAAGAGCUCAGUGAAGCAGUGUACACCUCCAGUAAAGCCCCAGUAGGCAGGACUACAGACAAAACUACAUAUGGUGUGAAAACAAUUAGAGGGUUGGAUAUGCAUGAGAUUAUUAACCCUUCGAAGACAGCAGAGGAGUUGGAGAGGGAAGCUCAGGAGGGACAUGAGUCUUACAUUCGUAGCCACAACGCCUAUUUUGUUGGUGAGAGGAUUGAUAGAAAGUAUGACAUGGGUCACUACAGUAAAGACAGCAGGUUUGGGAUCCCCACACCUCAUUUCACUGACGGACGUAUUAUUGGCAAAACUCUCCACUGGCUGGGGGAGACUAAGAAGUUUUACAAUCCAGAACCUGUGUGGAAGAGAUCUGGAAACAGGGAAACGAUGCUGCCACAAACUGGCAAAACUAAGAAUUUGAGAGGAAUUACCUUAAAUCUUCCACCAGAUCACACCUUUGGAAAUCUCUUGCAGCCUGAUGAAUUUGAUGUUGGAGUUCUGCUCCACUCCACAGUGCCAGAUGAAUACAUUAGAGACCGAGACAGACAGCGCAUGGUCGGCGCAUUGCAAUACGACCUGAAGAAAGUCAAUUUCCAAAACUUCUCCUCCCUGCUGCAAGCGUUCAGACAUUAUGACAAGGCAGGCAAGGGAAUGAUUGACAAAGAGGACCUGCAGGCAGUGUGCCAUCAGUUCCAGCUACAUGUGAGCAGACAGGUUCUGGAUGCCCUCAUGGACUACUGCGACACAGACAAGGACGGACUAAUCAACUUCCUGGAGUUUUCCAACUUCCUCAACUGGAAGGACAAGAUACCCAUCAACCGUCGAGAGCAAUGCAUUAUCACAAAUGAGUGUCAGACCAGCACCCUUCCAGCUGACAUGGAGAGGAAGCCUUUGUCAGAGUCGGAACAGCUUCCUGCCUCGCGGGCCCUCGUUAAGCCUGAGGACCUGGAGCCCUUUAAGCCAGGCUGCUCACUGAAGACCCUCAGGACCCUCAGGAGACUCAAGGCCGCCCCAGACCACUUCAUGACUUCCUCCAACCUUAUCGGGUCUGUCAGGGAUCCAUGCACAUCAAACAGCCGCACCUAUGGGGUCCCGUCUGUGCGAGCCGACCUUCCAGCGCCACGCAUAAAGAGAUUCAGUGACAACAACGACUACGGUGAUUCAUCCACAGCUGGAGAUCUUCUGCAUCCAUCAGUCCAUGCCCUUCAGGGUGUUCACGAGAAACACUUCUUCUUACCUCGCACCAAGAAGGAGAUUGCAGAGAUCUUCAGGAAUGUGGGUGUUGAUGUGUCCGAGGAGACGUUCGAGGAAGCCUGGAAGCUAGCGUCCAUGAAGCAUCAAGACGGGGAGGUUUGUGUUGAGGUUUUCCGUAACACACUCAAGGAAAUAAAAGCAAUAUAAUACUCUAGCUUACCAGCAGUCUUUCCUCAUCGCUAACAUGUGUUUGAUGCAGUUUAACAUACAGCUUUCAGUCAAUAAUGCAUCAUUGAGCAUAUUCUACACCCAUAAAUAAACGUAUACCCCUCAGGAAUAUGGGUGGGUUCAAAGUACAAACCAUUCUAAUAACAAUAAGGUUCAUAUUUUCAACCCCAAAACAUUACACUGUAAUGAUGAUUAAAGUUAAAGUCCACUCCUUGUUUUGAAAUCACAGAUUGUGUUGAAGUCUUUACUUGUUUGAUUUAAACUGUCUUUGUUUCGGCCUGAAUUGUAGUAGAGGUUUCCUGUCAAAUACAUUAAAAAGAUUCAAACACAUGACACUGUAUGGCAUAAAACAGUUCUUAUAAUGUAAACACACCAAUGCUUAAGAAACAAUCUAAUCAAAAAUAUGUGAAUUGUUUUUAAUUUAUUUCUGAUUUAAUUGCUUUAAUCUUGCUUCAUAACAAAUCAACAAGGCAUUUUUCUGGCUGUCCAAGAAUUCACAAGUCAUUUCACAAAGUAUUUAAUAACAUUACAAAUUCAGAGAUAAACA